Molecule: messenger RNA, 645 nt
Organism: Aphanomyces astaci
Lineage: Eukaryota; Oomycota; Saprolegniomycetes; Saprolegniales; Verrucalvaceae
Exons: 1
Coding region: 1-645 (214 amino acids)
Source: RefSeq, a predicted model, not a curated record
AUGCACGGUACCCUUCACGAACACGACUGGGUAUUCUGGCAUGAUGCCCUAUCUCAAAUGACUUGCCGGUCAACCCUCGAGUGGAUGAAAUCAAAGGAUUACUUACGUCGGUGGGUCCUACCGGAACAAAACUUGAACGCCGGUACUGCUUUUUCUGGGCGGCCGGUCGGCAACAGCCCAGAGUUGAUGUGCUGGGACUGCUCCCUUAUCAAGGAUGUGGACAAUGCGUUUAUACGUCACAAAGCGUGGACUAUGCACUUACCUCGUGGAUCGCCAACCAAGUUCUGCUCGUCAACGCCCAAGCGGUUGGAAGAGUCCUACCUGCGGUUAAUGGACCCAUGUCAUGGUCAUGACGCUGGUGUUCCUACAAGUGACCGCAUCAUCCACGACGCCGAGAAAUGUUUCGGAGAUCACCUGAUGGCCGUGAUCAAUGCACAAGGAGCAGUUGUCCACGGCCUUGGAAACCGAAAUGGCAAGCGUCGCGAGUCAGGGAACGGUGGCCAUGGUGGAAAGCGGGAGAAGGCUUCGGACGUAGUCGGACACUGGCUGCACCCAGAUGCUGAAGCAGGGCUUGUCGACCAACUUGGAUUGGUGACUCGUGCAAUCGAGUUAUCAAAAUGCACUGUCGAUGUUGCAGUGGUGUAG